AUGGCCACCCUGCGCGACCUCCCUCGUGCUGGCCGACACGUUCUCAGUGCUGUGUCCCACCUGAAGUCAUGUCCAGCAGGUCUGCAAAGAUGUGCUUCGUCUGAUGCUGCCGUUGCGGCAUCGACGUCGAAUGCGACCACCGCACCCGUCAUCCCCGACAUUGAACUGGAUUCAGGUCUGGCUAGUCCCAUUCUCACCAGAGACGAUAUUCACAUUGCCGAUCCGCGAAAGAGAGCAAGUCGUAGGAACUACGAGCUGCCGCACGAGAGAUACCGAUACCAUCCUCCCAAGUACUACCGGGGACCUCUACACCCAGUCCAACCCCCGCCAGCCUCCGAUCCAGUCGCCCGUAACUUCGCUCCUGGGCCCUUCAAUUUCCCUCGCCUGAAGCAGACCUUCCAUUCCACUAUUGCCUCGGACAUCAUGACCAUGAUGUACCAGCACACUCCUCCUGGCACGCCUGACAAGCCCGAACGGAUACGGCUGCGAGAAUGGGACGAGACUUCGCCGUACAUGAGCAAUCGGCCGAAGCGAGGCCCCCGAGGCCACGAUGUUCUCUUCCCACUCGAGAGGAGUAUCGACUGGCGCAACGUUCCGGAAAUUCGCGCGGUCCAUAUUAACAUGUACAUGCCAAAGGCAAAGAAGAACGCGGACCACCUCAUCGUGGGUCGUGCCGUGUUACAGAGCAUCACUGGCGUCCGACCAGUGGUCACGACCAGCAAGACGAGUGUUGCCCAAUGGGGUGUCAUCAAGGGUGACAGGACGGGUGUCAAGUGCACGGUGCGAGGGCAUCAGGCCUACGAGUUUGUAGACAAGGUCAUCAACCUCGUCUUCCCCAAGAUCAAGGAGUGGAAGGGUAUCCAGGGGUCUACCGGAGACAGCACGGGCAAUAUCGGCUGGGGCUUUGAACCACAAGACAUGCUGCAUUUCCCCGAGGUCGAAGCCAACUACUCUCUUUACCCUGCCAAGAUGAUACCAGGCUGCCGCAUCGUUCUCGAGACCACAGCAAAGUCCGACAGGCAUGCUAGAAUUCUUUGCGAGGCACUGGGCAUUCCAUUCUUUGGCAAGUUGGUGGAUUGA
Molecule: messenger RNA, 1080 nt
Organism: Anthostomella pinea
Lineage: Eukaryota; Fungi; Ascomycota; Sordariomycetes; Xylariales; Xylariaceae
Source: the annotation of a GenBank genome assembly